CUUAUCUCGUCGGGACGCAAUACAGCAGGAAACAUGCCGCUGUCCCUGCCAGCAAACUUGCGUCCCAGCCAGCAGCAGAUAGCCAAGGCUGCUGCAGCGUACGGCAGGCAUCGCCCGCUUGUACAGAAGGCCCUCACCGCAGGGUUUGUCGUCUACGUCCUCUCUGCGACGCACCACUCCCUGUUCUCACGUGCGGGGCCGCCGCAGCCGCGCGGCAAGGGUAAAGGCAAGGCAAGAGCGGAGGAGGACGGCAAGAAGCCGCCGAGAGUCGCUGUAGAUGCCAUCUUCUACCAACGUCUGUCAAUGAUCCUUCGUAUCGUAAUCCCGAGUAUACGAUCCAAAGAGGCGCUGCUGCUGUUCAUGCACUCGAGUCUGCUCAUAUUCCGGACGAUCAUCUCGCUGUAUGUUGCAGCCCUAGAUGGCAGGAUUGUGGCAUCUCUCGUCCGUGCACAGCCUGUGCCGUUCCUGCUCAACAUCCUGAAAUGGCUCCUGGUCGCGAUCCCCGCGACGUGGACGAACAGUUGGCUGAGUUUUGUGCAAAGCAAGCUCGCGUUGGCGUACAGGACACGCUUAACGAAUGAGAUUAUGACCAAGUACCUCGGGAGUGACGCGGAGACCAACGAUAAGAUCUUCUACAAACUAGCGAACCUCGACGAUCGCAUUAAGAACCCCGAUCAAAUGAUCACUCAUGACAUUCAACGCUUCUCAAAUCACCUAGCUGCAAUAUACUCCAACCUGGCGAAGCCAAUAUUAGACGUCAUAUUGUAUAAUUACCAGCUUUCUCGCAACGUGGGAGCGGAAGGCCUUGUCGUCCUGACCAUCCUCGUCCAGUCGUCCGCCGCCUUGCUGAAGGUAUUAACACCCUCCUUUGGUGCGUACGCCGCACAGUCUGCACAGUUGGCCGGCUCCUUGCGCCACACGCACUCCCGGCUCGCCGAGUUCUCAGAAGAGAUUGCCUUCUUCGGCGGCGAGGAGACGGAGAAGAUGCUCAUCGAGCGCGAGAAUGCGGGGCUCAUGAAGCACGAGAACAUGGUUCUUAACAAGAGAUGGUGGCAUGGUUGCGUCGAGGAGGGCAUCGUGAAGUGGUUAUGGGGCAGUUUCGGGCUGUGCAUCUGUGCGAUCCCCGCAUUCUUCAAGCUCCCAGGAGUCCAUGCUUUCGACUUGGGGAGUCGAACUGAAGGCUUCGUCACGAAUAGACGUCUCCUUCUAUCGUCGUCUGACGCAUUCGGACGGGUGAUGUACUCGUACAAAGACCUCUCAGAGCUCGCUGGAUACACUGCACGCGUGUCACUACUUAUGGAGACUAUGUCCGACGUCGAGAAGGGCAAAUUCGAGAAAGCGCUCGUUAGCAGCGCGGACACGGAAGAGAAUGCUAAGAUCUUGAAGGGCCGCGGUCAAGUCAUUGAGUCGGACGAGAUCGAGUUCCAGAAUGUGCCUAUUGUCACUCCCAACGGCGACGUACUUGUCAAGGCUUUGAGCUUCUAUGUGAAGCCUGGACAACACUUGCUCAUCGUCGGUCCCAACGGCUGCGGCAAGUCCUCACUCUUCCGUAUAUUGGGAGGUCUUUGGCCAGUAUACGGCGGCGUUGUCAGAAAGCCUCCAGCUUCUGAUUUUAUUCUCAUCCCUCAGCGGCCAUACUUAUGUCUGGGUACACUGCGAGAUCAGCUUAUCUACCCCCACAAUAAAGUAGAUAUGGAAGCCCGCGGUGUCACAGACGGCGACUUGUUCGCAAUCCUCGCCCGUGUUCACAUGGAACACAUCGUCGAGCGCGAGGGCGGCUGGGAUGCAGCUCGAGAAUGGCGCGAGACACUCAGCGGCGGCGACCAGCAAAAGAUUGCAUGGGCCAGGUUGUUCUACCACCAGCCCAAGUACGCAGUGUUGGACGAAGCGACAUCUCUCGUGCCUGUGGAGAUGGAAGCGUUGAUGAUGCAACACGCCAGUGAGCUCAAGAUCACACUGCUCACUGUGUCGCACCGCCCGUCGUUGUGGAAAUAUCAUUCGAUGAUAUUGCAGUACGAUGGGCAGGGCGGAUAUGUGUUCACGAGGCUUGACGCGGAAAAACGGCUCGCGCUUCAGCAAGAGAAGGAAGCGCUCGAGGCAAAGCUUUUGGAAGUACCGAAGAUGAGGGCCAGACUGCAGGAGCUCAGGGCGGCAGCAGAGGCAGAGAUGCGGUCAUAGUGUAGAUUCGGACGUAAUACGCGGGGUACUGAAUGGAUUGGAUGUGCGAUUUGCGUUCAUGUCUGGGCGUCGACUCUUUUGGAGCGUGAAAGCCCGCUGACGUGCUUGUCCUUAGAAAAUAUGUCGCAAA
Phanerochaete carnosa HHB-10118-sp is the source of this 2308-nucleotide messenger RNA. RefSeq lists its product as uncharacterized. Gene Ontology annotation, cellular component: peroxisomal membrane. Gene Ontology annotation, biological process: peroxisome organization; long-chain fatty acid import into peroxisome; very long-chain fatty acid catabolic process. NCBI's taxonomy places the organism in Eukaryota, Fungi, Basidiomycota, Agaricomycetes, Polyporales, Phanerochaetaceae. The record is from RefSeq and is a predicted model, not a curated record. Bases 34 to 2178 code for a protein of 714 amino acids. The transcript is spliced from 15 exons. Gene Ontology annotation, molecular function: ATP hydrolysis activity; ATP binding; long-chain fatty acid transmembrane transporter activity.